CUCACAGGCUUCUGCUGCUGCUGCAUCCAACUACUCGUCUCUCUGCUGAGCCUGCCUAGGCUGACAAUGAAUGGCUGCUGCUAGAGCUGCUAGGAGGGCUGGGGGAGCAGAGCCCCUCCAUUGAGCGAGAUCGCCCCUCUUCUCUUUGCACAGAAGACCUUCCCAAGUGUGGAGGAGAGGAUGGCUCAGAUUCUCCAAAUGGAGAUCCCCAACUUCGGUAACAGCAUCCUGGAGUGCCUGAAUGAGCAGCGGUUGCAAGGUCUGUACUGUGAUGUCUCAGUGGUGGUGAAAGGCCAUGCUUUCAAGGCGCACCGGGCUGUGUUGGCUGCCAGUAGCUGCUACUUCCGGGACCUUUUCAACAACAGCAAGAGUACAGUGGUGGAGCUUCCUGCUGCUGUGCAGCCACAGUCUUUCCAGCAGAUCCUCAGCUUCUGCUACACUGGCCGCCUCAGCAUGAAUGUGGGUGACCAGUUCCUGCUAAUGUACACAGCAGGGUUCCUGCAGAUCCAGGAGAUCAUGGAGAAAGGGACUGAGUUCUUCCUGAAGGUCAGCUCACCCAGUUGUGACUCCCAAGGCUUGCACACUGAGGAGGCACCUUCAUCUGAGCCACAGAGCCCUGUGGCACAGACGUCCACCUGGCCCUCUGGCAACACGCCCCUUCCCCUGGUCUCUCGCAUAAAGACGGAGCAGCAGGAGUCGGACUCUGUCCAGUGCACAUUUGUGGUUAAGCGGCUCUGGGAAAACAGCCAGAAAGAAGGGGGAGGUGGCAGUGGCAGCAAUGGCAGCCGCAAAAUGGCCAAGAUCUCCUCCCAGCAGGAGCUGAGUGGGGGUAACCGGCAGGGCCAGCAGCAGGGCCAGCAGCAGCAACAGGCCCAGCAGCCGGGGGCAUUAUCUGGAGGAGGUGGAGCGGCAAAUGCAGUCAGCGGCGCCAGUACAUCAGACCAGACGAGCCCUGGCACCUCCAGUGCCUACACCAGUGAUAGUCCCAGCUCCUACCACAAUGAGGAGGAUGAGGAGGAGGAUGCUCCUGAGGAAGGUCCCGAUGAGCAGUAUCGGCAGAUUUGCAACAUGUACACUAUGUACAGCAUGAUGAAUGUAGGACAGACUGGUGGGGUGAAAAGGUCAACCACAUCGGGUCAAAAGGACAACAGAAGGCAUGCAACAGUUGAAAAGCAUGCAAUGAAAGCCCUUCACGCUCCCCAUAUGAAGACAGAAAAAGUGGAAGCUUUGCCAGACCAAGUGGCAUCAGAGUCUCGCAACCGGAUACGAGUGCGGCAGGACUUGGCUUCGCUGCCUGCUGAACUCAUCAACCAGAUUGGGAACCGGUGCCAUCCCAAGUUGUAUGAUGAAGGAGAUCCUGCUGAGAAAUUGGAACUUGUGACAGGUACCAAUGUGUACAUCACCCGGGCACAGCUGAUGAAUUGUCACGUCAGUGCUGGGACAAGGCACAAAGUGCUUCUCAGACGGCUGCUAGCAUCCUUUUUUGACCGGAAUACCCUUGCCAAUAGCUGUGGCACUGGAAUCCGCUCCUCCACCAAUGACCCUACCCGAAAACCCCUUGACAGCAGGGUGCUGCAUGCUGUGAAGUUUUAUUGCCAGAACUUUGCCCCCAACUUCAAAGAGAGUGAGAUGAAUGCUAUUGCUGCUGACAUGUGCACAAACGCACGGCGCGUUGUCCGCAAGAGCUGGAUGCCCAAACUGAAACUACUGAAGGCUGAGGGAGACUUCUACACGACCUUCAUCAAUGACACUGGCAAGAUGGAGCCAGACAUCAUGGGCGUGGAGCACAGCUUUGAGACCGGAAGCCAUGACGGUGAUGCAGGCACCUCCACUGAGGGCCUCCAGUAAAACAUGCCCACCUCUUUUUUUUUUCCAGGCAAUGAUUUUUAUUUCCUAAUUUGAAUUUUUGUAGGAUCGUUUUCCACCUUUUUCAUUUCUUUUUUCACCCCCGUUGUUGAUUUUUUUUUCUGGCAGAGGGGAAAGAAAGCACCGUGCCGUCUCCUUUUUAAAAAUGAAUAUCCAGUAAGGGUGUUGAUUCCUAAGGUGCCACCAGCACUGCGAACUCAGAGGGGAGGACAUGCUGCCGCGUGGGCAGUUCUGGCUUGUGUCUUCCCUCCCCUCUGUCCUCGUUCUGCUGUAAAUGGUUUUUAGAUAUAUAUUUUAAUAGAAAUUGUUAAAAACCAAAUCUGUAUGCAAAUGGAGGCCAUGAUCCAGGGAAAUAUAUGCCCAGACCACUACCCUUUCUUCACCAUAUCUGGUUCUCAUAGGUAGGGCUGUACCAUAGAGACUGGCCAACAGGUUGUUCCUCAGGGUCACACCAGAGGAGUGGGGGGAGGAACCCUAGUGCCACAAUAAACACAUAAUGGGAAGGAAAUCAAAGUCCGAGGCUGCUAUCAUGUCACCCCCACACCACUUUCAACCCCCUUCCCCUAGCUUUGCUUUCCCCCUUCAUUCCCCAUCCAUGUUCCUUCCGCAGUCAGUAGCAGCUCUUUAUUCAGGUUUAAAUCACUUUGAUCUUCUAAACCUGUGACCUGUAAGACAACUCAUUAAGGCAGAGCAAGCCCCGGUCAGUGAAGGGAACAGGGAGAACACCUCCUCAGCAUUUAGGUUGGGAAGAGAUGCAGCCGUUUCAUUUUCUGAGCCCUGCAGUACUUCCACUGAGGACCAAUUCAGUUACCCAAUAUCUGUUGAAUAGCUGUAAUCCCUUCCUUUUCUUCCGAUCAGGCAGUUCUCUAAGGCAGUACAUUUCAACACAGGAUGUACAUUUCAAACAGUUUUCCAUCAGCCUGAAUUCUUGUGCCCUGAUCAGGAUGGCUGAGGCUAACUGAUCUCAUCAGAUCUCAGAAGCUAAGCAAGGUCAACCCAGGUUGGUAUUUAGAUGGGAGACCACUAAGGAAGAUCAGGGUUGCCAUGUGGAGGCAGGCAAUAGCAAACCAUCUCCAUUAGCCUCUUGCCUUGAAAACCUUAUGGGAUCUGCAUAAGUCGGUUGUCAUUUGACAGCACUUUCCAUUUCCAGUCUUCUGCACGUGCACAGUGUUUGAUAGCCUACAGUACUACGCGGGCAAAGGCAACCAUUGAAAGGCAAGUUUGUCUGCCUCACCCUGCAGUCCUAGACCAGAAACGUUCCAAGAGUUUGCUUUUUUUAAAAAGCUACUGCUGUCUAAAAGAUCUGUCCCAGUUGGACAGUGGAACAAACAGCAUUUUCCAGCUAUUUCUGCCUCUUGAGUUAGGCUGUAUCCACCAAAUGUCAUGAGGUGCUAAAGGAAGGGGCAAAGCUGAGGGAGAAAGUGUGGCUUCCUUGUUCCUAACAUUGCCACAAAUUGUCUGGCAACAGUGUUGGCACUGAAGUGCAGUUUAUGGAGCAAGGAAAGGUGUUGUCUGUUGAACUCUUAAGGCCAGUGUGCUUUGUCAGUGGCUGAAGCUUUGACUGAGCUCUGUUCUCCAACAACGAAUCACAGGUUUGUAUCAAAUCGUGUAGCAUUUUCGUCUUGGAGAGGAGUGGCAGAUUCUGCAAAUUGUCUCCACCCACUGUAGCCCCUCACCCCCCCCCCCGCCCCCGCCUGAAGUUAUACUGACUGCUGAGGGGGAUCGUGGGAUAAUCUUAUGUAGGUCCCUAAAAUCUAACAACAAUUUAUUGUGUGUGUGGAUAAGACUAUGUUUCUGUCAGAUGUGACUGUGAUGACUAAAUCGGUUGUCCAUUUUCAAAGACAGGAUAUUUCUGAAUACUAGUUGCUGGUGGGAGGCAACAGCCAACGGAGGGUGCUUCAUCCGUCAGAUAAAGGUCGUCAUCAUCCAGUAAAAGCUCACUCUAAGAACUCUGUUAUCUUUUUUAAGGUGCCACAAAUGUCUUUAUUUUUAAUCACAAUAUGAAACUUCAUCACUUGCCUGCCUUCCCCCUUCCUGCCCCCACUCAGCUACCCAGUCAGUUUUGCAUUCAUGAUGCUUCCAAGUGGUGCUAAUUCAGAGGGAAAAACUCCCAUGCUUGGGUUUGUAGACAGUAUCUAAAUCUUGGGGUGUGUUGAAGUCAGUGGGCCACAGAGAGGAUUUCGGGUUGUUUGUGUUCUAGUUGGAAUGGAUGACAUGCCCUCUAGUGCAAGUGCUUGGUCUCCUUUAGUAUUUCUGUUUGUUUAGCUAAGAUAAUGCCUCUCAGUUGCACUGGGGGAGAUCUCUAUUGGAAACCUUUGACAAAUGAGCUGGCUAUUCUUACCGGAAAUCAACCCUGCAGACACCAGUUCCCAGAAAGCCUCUUUGCACAUUUUCAUUGUUAAUAGCAAACCAGCUUUUUCUGAACAAAUCAAGCUGUUCUUUCAAAAUGGGAAAGGAGGCAGUGGGCAGAGAUCUUUUAUUAAAGAAAAUCAACACUUUUUUUUAAAGGUAGCAACCCUUGUCCUUUUAUUUCCAUGGAAAUAAAUUCCGGAGCAGUAGCUGUAUCGUAUCUGUAGUAGCAGAAUGACCAGCUUUAUGGCACCUUAGAAGACUAACAGUUCUUAGCAUCCGUAUAAGCUCAUUGACUUCCAUGGACUUAAAAGGGUGUAAUUCUUCUUAAGAUUGUGCAGUGACUGGUUUCAGGUCAGCUGCUAGUCAGUCACAGUACUUCAGGUAGAUCUUAACUUCUCUGUGAAUUCAAACUACUCUGUUUUAGAACAGAGUUCCUGUUCUAUAAUGAAGGGUUGGCUGUUACCACUUGAGUCUCUGUCACUGUUUAUCUGCUAAAAGGAGGUGGUUUUUAGACAGAGAAAUAGCCCCAAUUACAUCUUGUGAAAUAUUUUUUGUAAUCUUUUUUAUAGACUAUUCCAGUGGAUAGUGCCAACUGUACUGGGUGUGUUUAAGUGAGAAUUGCAAUCUUUGCUCUUGUCUUGAUAAGGAACAGGGAUGGGAGAGGCUUAAAUUGAAUUCUUUAUUGCAAAAUGGGUCUGAAGGUAGCCCAGUGUAUAGAGGGUUCUUUGGUAAUCUGUGAGUACCCCUCAGUAAGUGCUAGCACCUAGUCCUGGUUUAUUGUGAGGAGACAACUUUCAUUUUCCACAUAACAUCCAGAUUCAUUAAUGUUUACCACAUAGGAAGAACACAGAAGCACAAAGUAGGUUUAUUUCCUAAUUAAUUUUGCUUGUAGUCUCAAAACCCGGAGGGAAACAUCUGCGAUGCCAAGAAUACAUUUGGGGAUUCUGCAUCUUGGUUUAAGAGCUUUCCCAUGUAAUUGAACAGUCAUUCACUAUCAAAAUAAUUGAACCAGCAGUACCUGUGAAGAAUUGGUAUAGCUAAUAUCGGAAAACCAAUGUAGAAUUUUAGCUCUGUGAAAGCAUUUUGCACAUCCUGUAUGCAUUCAUUUAUUUACUUAAUUUAUAUCCCACGUUACUUUCCAGUAGGGGACCUGAAGGGGCUUACAUUGUUCUCCAUUUUAUCCCCACAACAACCUUGUCAGGUAGGCUAGGCUGACCAUAUGUAACUGGACAAAGGUCACCCAGCAAGCUUCCAUGGCUUGAACCUGAACCUUCCAGUUCCAACAUUCUAACCAUUACGGCACACAGUUGUCCUAAAAGGGUUUCUAGCUUCUUCAGAACAACUGCUGGUUUUCUUUUGUUAGGACAAUUGGCAGCGCUACAUCUAGGGUUGAAGGGGUGUUGCUUUGUUUUUAAGAAAAUUCUUUGCUACUAAAUGCAGGAUUCUUUUUUUCCUAUUUGUGCCACUGGAGGGAGACAGAUCCAUAUAUUCAAAGACGAAUGUGUUCUAAAUUACACAAUUGGCUGAGGGGGUUCAGUUAACUGGGGCUUGUGAAUUGAAGCACACGAGGCUGGAUAUGGAGAAUCCUGUUUCUUGGGGGCUCACCCAGGGGCUGGUGAUAUCAAAUGUAUUUAAUAGGGUCAGUGAUCAUCUGAUCAUUAAUUUAUUUUAUAAACCUAGGCUGAUUUUAUAUUGCUUUAAGCAGCAUGCCUUCCUGGGGAGCUCUGCUAUUGUAAAUUUGAAACGUGAAAGGAAAUUAAUCUUUUUCAAAAUUGUAAUUCUAGUGGGUCCUUUGGUAAAAACCCAUGAUAAAUGAAGUAAUAGCAAUGUAGUCACGCCUUGACGAUGUCACUGUUUUGCACAAUGCUUUGAGAAGUGGAUUGCAUUUUGCCAACAUCUGAGACUUAAGUUUUGGUUAUUGACACAAUUUCAGAUAAAACACUGACUUUUAACUUUCAAGUCCUUUUCCCCUCUCCUUUUUUCUAUAGAACUCAGGAAGGGUUCUAUUGUCAGCAGCCACUAAUAUUGCUUGUGUGGUCAUCUGUGUAACUAAAUCCAUUCACCCCUGAUGUUAUUUUUUCUUAAGAAGUUGAAAUAUACAACAGAAAAUAUUUAGUAGAAACCAAAUAGGGUGUGUGAAAAGAUUUACUUAUGUUAAAUAAUCUUUAGUCAUGCUCUAGUUAAGGGGUGGGGGUGGAGCAUGGUUUUUAAAAGGUAAGUGAUAUAUAUGCACUCAUAGUGUGUUUAUUUCAUGCUAGUUUUCCUGUUCUACUUAACUCGUUCAAGAGGGAAAUCUAAUGAGCUAUUGUUGUGCAAUGAUUAGCCUUAAUCAAGUCAUGGAGAAUACUAGCAUUGAGCAACAAAUCCCUAAACCAAAUAGGCUAUUGUAGGCUUUCCAAGCUGUGUGGCCAUGGUCUGACAGUUUUUGUUCUUAACAUUUCAUCUGCAUCUAUGGCUGGCAGGCAAAAUAUUAGGAGCAAAAACUACCAGAUUACAGGCACGCAGGCUAAAAAGCCCACAACAGCCAGUUGAUUCUGGCCUUGAAAGCUUUGACAGUACCCUAAACCAAGCACGUUUAACAUUUGUUGUCCUAAUCCAACAAGAGAAGUCUUCAUAAAUACGGUGUUAGUGUUGAUACUUGGAAGCACAUCUCUGUUGCAGUUCUCAUCUGAGUCCUUUUGAACUGCCUGGCCAAAUUCUUUGUUGCAUUUUGGGAUAUACAGAGGAGAGGCUGCCUUUUGUCACAAGUGGCUAGUUGUUCACAGCUGUAGUUUGGAUCAGGCACAAGUUCAUCCCCUUUCCUGGAUACUAUGGCCAUUUUGGGCAGCCCAAUCCAUAGCCCUGGGUAGCCAGGGACAGCAUCACUGUAGCUUCGCCCCACCUCCUACAGAAAGCUUUCUGAUAGCACGGGGAGGGUGAAAAACCCAGAACACCUUGCCCCCAGAAAGCCCUCCACAGGGCUUCAUGGACUUAUACCACCCAAAAGGAUGGCAUAAGUCCAUGGCCAGUGACCUGGGGUGGAAUACAACUAAUGUUGGCUCCAGCCCCGGGAAUGCCUCUGCCAUGCCCAUACUGCCAAUGGGGCCGCUGGUGGUGCAGGAGUGCUUAUGCAGCACUGGAUGCCAAAUCUGGAUGUGUUGGGAGGCUGCAGCAGCUGCCUACCAGCAUAUUUACCUUUCAGCCAUGGUAAGUGCCCGAAGGAGGGCAAAACUGCUGGUGUAGGCUCACACUGCCUCCAGGAGUUGCUUCACCCAUCCCCUAUGGAUUGGGCCAUUAGUCACUCUUUCCUUGGUGCUGCACUGGCUGACCACUGCAUAUGUACACUCUCCCCCCCCCCCUCCUAUUGUAGACCUCUCCUGUUGACUUGGGGUGAGCCUGUGGCUCAGUGGAGGGGCACCUAUCUGGCAUGCAGAAGGCCAGCAUCUCAAGUGGAAGGAUCAGGUAGUAGAUGAUAUGAAAGACCUCAGCUUCAGAUCCUGGACUGCUGCUUCCAGUCUGACUAGACAACGCUGACCUUGAUGGCUCAAUCGAUGGUCUCAUUCAGUAUAAGGCAGCUUCAUGUGUGUUCAGGUCGAAGGGUUCUAAACUGAAUGGGUGCAAGAACAUUCCAUCCCCUCUUUUUGCAAGACUGCUUCUGCUGUGAUAAUAACGUUGGUAUUUGUAGCAGAGAGAACUGUGAAAUAAAGAUUGGGUGGCUUAUAUUUAGUUGGAGGUUACUGUGAUAAAUGUGGAACUAGAAGGGACUCUUCAGCUGACUAUCCUCAGGAGAAUUACUGGGGUUUGGAUAUAUACCUUGUCUCAUAUUUCAGGAGUUAGCUGGACCUCCCCCCCCCUCCCCCCGCAACAACAAAACAAAUUCAGUCCUAAAAAGUGAGUCUUAUUAAAUCUAGACCAGGGGUCUUCAACCUGCAGCUCUCCAGAUGUUCAUGGGCUACAAAUCCCAUGAGCCCCUGCCAGCAUGGACAAUUGGCCAUGCUGGCAGUGGCUGAUGGGAAUUGUAGUCCAUGAACAUCUAGAGAGCCGCAGGUUGCAGACCCCUGAUCUAGACAGUCCUCAUGUAUCCUCACCCAGUUGUGUUUUCUAUUUAUGUUACGUUAUUGUCUGGAGCUACAAAAAUUGUUUCAAUUCUGGAAUGACCAGUAGAUGCAGAAUGAUCAUUCUUCCUAACAGUCCUACCCGGUUCUGCCCAACUGCGGUCCUAGCAGAACAUUCUGGCUGUGCUGCUGAAUGUUGGGAGCUUCAUUAGUAGGUUUUCUUUAAAAUACUGUACAUGCUUGCUAAAAAUGCCACCUUGUAUAUGACAGAGGGUAGUUGUACCUGUGAUUGGCCACGGCUUGCUGAUGCAUGUACAUUUCUUGUUGGUAACAUCUUUGGUAAUCCAUCUGUUUUGUCUGUUUCCACCACUCAUAUUAGGAUCUGUCCUUUUAAGCGAUUUUCCUUCGUCCUUUUCUCCCCUCCACAGCUGAUUUGAAAGUGCAGGUAGUGAAUGGCCAGACUAGGUAGUAGAAAUGUCUUACUUGGCCAGGCACAAAAAAUGUACAUUCCACAUUCAUCUGGCAUUUCUUUUGUAGCUCUACCAUUUGAUAGUCUGUGAGAGGACAAACCUGUUGCUGAUCCAUCUUGUUUACCUAGUUGCCUAGCUUAGUACUCUUAAGCCUAUGCUCAAGCUCUUGUGGAGUGGCAUGCCUUUCUUCUCCCACUCCCUUUUAGCCAGCUUUGCACUAGCUCCCUUCCAUCAUUCAUGUCCCCUCAUGCAAGGUUAGUGCUUCCAAGAGCAUCUCUGACAACCUGCUUGAACUGGGGCAGGGCGGGGGAGGCAGGUUAAGAUUGUCUAAUAGGCUAGUGAUGUUUCACUUAGUAUAAACCUUAAAAUUUAGCCUUAUUUGAGCUUGGUAUUUUCUUGACGAAGGGAAAGAGUGGAGAUAAUAGUGGUAUCUGCCAGGGAGGAUUGGUUGUUGAAGAUUCUGAUUCUUGUGGCAUCUUACUUGACAUCUAAAACUACAAAUUCCUAGUUUUAAAUGGAAAAGGGAGGAGCAUAAAUAUACCAUCCUGUUCAUAUUUAUCGGUUCCAGAGGGCACUAUCUAUGUGGACCCCUCUGAUUGGAACCAAGUGGAGUUUGUCCAGAUCAGCUGAAUUUUGAAGAAGUCUGUUUACACUGGAACAUAUAUCAGAAUAGUCUCUAGAGUUGUGCUGGCAGACAUGUUGUACUAUGUUGGUUUACUUACCAGAAGAUUGGCAGAAUGAUAAACAAAGCAUCUACUAACUUUGGACUUAAAGGUGGGAGGGUCUUAAAGGGGCUUGUUCGGCUAGUGAACUGGGAUUUCUUGCAAUGUGAGGCUACCAGAUCAAAACGGGACACUGGAGAAGGAAUCUCUUAGUCUGGUAGAAUGAUGCUACUCAGAAACAAGGCAUCCUUUUUAAAGUCAAAGAUAAUUUAAGAACCCAAGAUGAUCCAUUCUUCAUAAACAUAGGGAGAUCUUACACAAAAAUCACUGGAAUGGGUUACAAUACAUCUGCUGUGUUCCCUCCUCAUUAGCUGUGCUCAAAGCUGAUGACUAAUUCCAAAUCCUAGGUUAGAUUAUCACUGAUAGGCACCUGCAGGGCCAGUGCUCCAAUCAUCUUUCUCCCACCCCAGCAAGUGCUAUGAAAACACUGUGAGGGAAGGGGGUUGGGACUUGGUUUGUGCCUAGCCAUCAGCAGCUUGGAAGGCGACUGGCAUUGCCACAAGAGCCUCCGGAACCACCAGCUGGGUCUGAUCCACUGCAGGAGGCAAAGCAACAGAAUACCUCUAACCCUCCUAGUCACCUAGAUUCAAAACAGCUGGUUCCCUUUUUUUUGUUAGCCAGCUGAAAUGCCCUCCAAAACAUCACAUUUGCAUCUUGGACCUGCUUUCUGCUGGAGAGGAGAAUAACUCCAGAUUGAGGGAAGGGUAGUGUGGCCUUUCUGUAUCUUUUUUGGUUCUAUCCACUUUGUCAUUGUUCAUUUUGAUUUUUGUUGUUUUUCUAAACUAGGGCAAACAAUUUUUUUAAAAAGGACAAAAAAUGUACACUGAAAAGCACUAACAAAGCCUGAAUAUGUAACCUUCUGUGCAGAUGCAGCAUGGACUUUCUCUUAUCCCCCUUCCAGGCGCUUUGGGUUGAUGCAAGCAGCUACUCCAAUAUUGGCCUCCUUUCCCUGCCCUGCCCCUUGUAAAAUCCUUCCACAGGAAAACAAAUCCUUUAAAAUAAAUUAACAAAAGCAACCUCCCCUUUUCCCAGCCCCCUGCCCCCAGCACUCCCUGCUUUUACCUCGAAACCCAUUCCCUUCGCCCCUGGAUAAUGCCAGUAUUUGUUCUGUGUUAUAAAGUGCCAAGAAAAAUUUUGUGACUCCCUCAUCCCUGUGACCUGAGAGUAUCAAGAAUUGCACAUUAACUACUGUAAAGAUUGAAAAAAGGAAUUCAGAAAUGUUAAUAAAAAAAAGUUUGUAACAA
Messenger RNA from Sphaerodactylus townsendi, 10688 nucleotides. It is a transcript of the gene NACC1, whose product is annotated as nucleus accumbens associated 1. The record is from RefSeq and is a predicted model, not a curated record. Gene Ontology annotation, biological process: regulation of transcription by RNA polymerase II. The transcript has 7 exons. Lineage: Eukaryota; Metazoa; Chordata; Lepidosauria; Squamata; Sphaerodactylidae. Gene Ontology annotation, molecular function: protein binding; DNA-binding transcription factor activity, RNA polymerase II-specific; RNA polymerase II cis-regulatory region sequence-specific DNA binding. Bases 181 to 1848 code for a protein of 555 amino acids.